Messenger RNA from Rubroshorea leprosula, 1171 nucleotides. NCBI's taxonomy places the organism in Eukaryota, Viridiplantae, Streptophyta, Magnoliopsida, Malvales, Dipterocarpaceae. The record is from the annotation of a GenBank genome assembly.
UCUUGUUCAUCAAUUACACUAAUCUAUUCAUUCUUCACAUAUUUAAACACCUUCCUUUGGAUAAAGUAGCAUCUGCUCUCAGACUUGCAACAGCUGUCAACAGCCAUGGAAUUAUGUAUUCUCCUCUUCCCUCUAAUUCUUCAGGUUCUAGUUUCUUCCUACCCUGCAUCAGCUGCAAACUCGAAACUCUUCAGAGAAUACAUAGGAGCUGAGGACAAGGGUGUCACGUUUUCAGAUGUACCUAUUCAUCCAGAAGUUGAUUUCCACUUCAUCCUCUCCUUUGCCAUUGACUACACAACCUCAUCUUCACCCCCUUCCCCCACCAAUGGUGACUUUAUUGCAUAUUGGGAUACAAAGAACCUCACCCCUUCUCACGUUUCCUCCAUCAAAGCCAGUCACUCAAACGUCAAGGCAGCCAUGAGUCUUGGGGGUGAUACCAUCAAUGACCAAUAUGUGUACUUCAACCCUGAAUCAAUCAAUUCCUGGGUCAGAAAUGCUAUUCAUUCAAUAACAGAGAUAGCAACACAGUAUAGUUUGGAUGGAAUAGAUAUAGACUAUGAACACUUCCAUGCAGAUCCUGAGACAUUUGCUGAGUGCAUUGGGAGGCUUCUUUUCUACCUAAAACAAAAUAAGGUCGUCUCGUUUGCUUCAAUAGCACCCUAUGAAGCUGAUUCUGUGCAACCAUAUUACUUGGCUCUGUGGAGGCGGUACAGUCAUCUCAUAGACUAUGUAAACUUCCAGUUUUACGCCUAUGAUAAGGGGACAACUAUUUCUCAAUUUCUUGAACACUUUGAGGAACAAAGUUCCAAUUACAGAGAUGGUAAGGUCUUGGUGAGCUUUGGCACUGGUGAUAGUGGAGGCUUGUCUCCGGAACAUGGGUUCUUCAGAGCUUGCAAAAGGCUUAAGCAUCAGGGAAAACUUCAUGGCAUUUUUAUUUGGUCGGCUGAUGACUCCAAGAAGGCAGGUUUCAAGUAUGAGAAGCAGUCACAAACCUUAUUGGCCAGCACGAAAUGAUCUCUCCCCCUAUCACGUCGUUCUUUUCUAGCGCUGAAUGAAAUACCAUCUACAGAUGGAAACUGAUUAACUUGUUGCAAAAAGAAUUAGUUAGCAAGUGUAUCAAGUGUACUGGAUAAAUUCAUAUUGUAUGUCUAAAUAAAAUAAAUGGUCUAGA